Molecule: messenger RNA, 1248 nt
Organism: Capronia coronata CBS 617.96
Lineage: Eukaryota; Fungi; Ascomycota; Eurotiomycetes; Chaetothyriales; Herpotrichiellaceae
Exons: 2
Coding region: 1-1248 (415 amino acids)
Source: RefSeq, a predicted model, not a curated record
AUGCAAUAUUUAUCUCUCGCCCUGCCGCUGGCUGCGUUGAUCAGCGGCACCUUUGCCAACCCCCUCGAACGACGAGGGUAUGCCGACUGCAAGUCGAAUGCGUGCUUGGCCGCCGUGACGGGCAAGGCAGCUCUUGGUGACGGACACCUUCGAGCUGGUCACUGCGCCAGCUUUUUGGCCACGACCGUUACUCCUCCCGCCAUCACCGAAACCCUGACUUUGACUGGAGUCGGAAAGGAUGCAGGCCUCUGGAAGCGCGCCAGCGUGACCGUUUGCCCGAAUGAGGUUCCCAACUACGCCAGUGCUUGCGACGACGCUGCCUAUUCGAGCGCAUGCGCAUGCUUCGGAUUCACCGAGGUCAAAACCACCACGAUUGCACCAACGACUACCACCAAGACGGUAUACGUUGCUCCCACUGGCGCCGCCUGUUCGACCGCCACUGUUGUCUCCGGCUCUACAUGCCCUGCUGCCAGCACCGUCACCCAGACGGUUGCUGUGUCCGGCACCAUCACUGCUUCAAUAGUCACCGUCACCCAGACGGUUGCUGUGUCCGGCAACAUCACCGCUUCAACAGUCACCGUCACCGUCACCAGCUCCGGUUCGGCAGGGAACGGCUCGACUACCACCGUGGUCAGCAGCAGCUCGACCAGCUCGACCACCGCCACCGCCACCACCACUAGCUCUGCUCCAGCAUCCAGCUGUGUGGUCGACGAUGCCAAGGCUAGCCAGAUUGCCGGCAACUUCGCGCAACUGUUGGAGUUCACCUCCUACGCUGGUAAUCCAGCCCAGGGCAUCCCAGCUGGCAGUGGUUACAGACAGGAUGUUUCAGAUGCUACGCUGUCCGACAACUUCACCGAUAUCUCUGACUCGAUCAACUUCAUGGCCGGGUUCCCGCUCGGAUCAGUCACCUUCCCUAGCAAGGCCGCCUUCGACUACGGCCAAGGCGUCCUACAACCCGAAGUGACCGUUACGACGCUGAACAUCUUCCAUGACUGCAACAGCAUCACCUGGAGAUAUCGUCUGCUUUCCAACCCUCAAGCCCUCCCUGUGACGGGCAUCAACUACAUGAUUAUCGACCCUGCAGAUGGCAAGGUCCUCAAGAACUACGCCGAGUUCGACAACGGUGCCUGGCUCCAAUCGUUCGGCCGACAGUGCGCGACAAGCAAUGUCUCCGUUUACCCUGGCCCUCCGGCAACCAAGCGGUCCGUUGAUGGACAAUUGAUGGACGUCGAGGCUUUCCACCACUAA